Fusarium oxysporum Fo47 is the source of this 944-nucleotide messenger RNA. RefSeq names its product ribulose-phosphate 3-epimerase RPE1. Gene Ontology annotation, biological process: carbohydrate metabolic process; pentose-phosphate shunt, non-oxidative branch; pentose-phosphate shunt. The transcript has 4 exons. The coding region runs from base 70 to 822 and encodes 250 amino acids. Gene Ontology annotation, molecular function: metal ion binding; D-ribulose-phosphate 3-epimerase activity. NCBI's taxonomy places the organism in Eukaryota, Fungi, Ascomycota, Sordariomycetes, Hypocreales, Nectriaceae. The record is from RefSeq and is a predicted model, not a curated record. Gene Ontology annotation, cellular component: cytosol.
ACCAAUUCUCUCUCCACCAUCAUACGUGACUCUUGAACAGUCCUCCUUUGAUCGUGUAUACUCCCAACAAUGGCUCCCAAGACCAUCAUUGCUCCCUCCAUUCUGUCAGCUGACUUUGCUCAGCUUGGCCAUGACUGUGCCCGUACUAUGGAGCAAGGCGCAGACUGGCUUCAUGUCGAUAUCAUGGAUGGCCACUUUGUUCCCAACAUUACGUUCGGUCCUCCUGUCGUCGCAUCCAUCCGAGGACACGUCGAUCAGCCCACAGAGGCCCAUGGCCGGGGUACCUUUGAUUGUCAUAUGAUGAUUGCAGAGCCCAAGAAAUGGGUCAAGGAGUUCAAGAAAGCUGGCUGCAACCUCUACUGCUUCCACUAUGAGGCCGCCUUCUCCAGUGCCGCCGAGAGCCCAGAGCAACAGACCGACGAGAAGACUAACCCCAAGGCUCUUAUCCGAUAUAUUCACGAUCAGGGAUUGUUGGCUGGUAUUGCUAUUAAGCCUGACACUUCUGUCGAUGUGUUGUGGGAGAUUCUGGAGAACAGCGAUGAGAAGGAGAGACCUGAUAUGGUCCUCGUCAUGACCGUAUACCCUGGCUUUGGCGGCCAAAAGUUCAUGGCAUCAGAAUUACCCAAGGUCCAGGCCCUCCGAGAAAAGUAUCCCGAGCUCAACAUCGAAGUCGACGGUGGCCUUGGACCCAAGACAAUCGACGAGGCUGCCGACGCUGGUGCCAACGUUAUUGUUGCAGGCAGUGCUGUCUUUGGGGCCAAGGACCCCUCCGAGGUUAUCGCCCAGUUGCGACAGGCCGUUGACGCCCGAAGUGCAAAGUAAGUCUGAGAUGUACUAUGCAUGUGGACAUAGGUAUAGACAGGAGUUUAGUGAUGAUAUGACGAGAGAUGAAAGAACAUGUAAAAGUCGAGGGAGCUUCUAGAAUAAAUUCCUUUUAUUGUUGA